CAAAAAUCUCUUAUUACCCGAUGGGUAAUUUGACAUAUCUCCUGUGAGAAUAUUGUGUUCAUUGUGUUUAGCUCAAUUAAUCAUUUUUGUAAUUAUUUAAUCUGUCAUAAAAUUUAAUAAAUUAACCGUAAUGGAUUUUAGUUCGUUUGCCAAAGGUACGAACUUGGAUUGUGCAGUAAGUGGCAAUUGUCUUAAGCCGCUAACACAAGAAUUUUUUUAUGGGAAACAUGUGGAAUACAUCGAAAACCAUGGCAAAGAUCAGAACGACUAUGAGUUUUGCAUGACUGAAUUUCUCCGCAUGUCCGGAAUAUAUUGGGGAAUAACAGCUUUAGAUAUUAUGAAUCAGUUGGAACGUCUUGAUCGCUCCUCAAUUAUAGAAUUUAUUAGGCGUUGUCAAUGUUCUAGUACUGGCGGUUUUGCUCCUUGCGAAGGCCACGAUCCUCACAUUUUGUACACAUUAUCUGCAGUUCAGAUACUAUGUAUUUAUGACGCUUUGCACGAGGUGAACUGUGAUGCUAUUGUACGCUAUGUGUCGUCGCUGCAACAGCGAGAUGGAAGUUUUUUUGGAGAUCGUUGGGGUGAAGUAGAUACACGUUUCUCAUUUUGUGCGGUAGCUACGCUUACAUUGCUGAAAAGAGAUUUAACGACUACCGUAGAUAUUGAAAAAGCUGUAAGUUUUGUAAUGACAUGUUGCAAUCACACGGAUGGAGGAUUUGGUUCGAAACCUGGUGCAGAAUCGCAUGCGGGCUUAAUUUACUGUUGUGUUGGUUUCCUCUCGUUGACUCAACGUCUGCAUUUGCUCGAUGUAGACAAAUUGGGUUGGUGGCUUUGCGAACGUCAAUUACCUUCGGGUGGCUUGAACGGUAGGCCUGAGAAACUGCCCGAUGUAUGCUAUUCUUGGUGGGUCCUGGCUUCUCUAACAAUUAUGGGCCGCUUGCAUUGGAUAAGUGCCGAAAAAUUGAGAGAAUUUAUACUUUCUUGUCAAGACAACGAAACGGGAGGUUUUGCUGAUCGCACUGGCAAUCUACCAGAUAUCUUUCACACGUUGUUUGGCAUAGGAGCAUUGUCGUUACUGGGUUUUGAAGGCUUAAAAGCUAUUAACCCUACCCUUUGUAUGCCGCAAUACGUCAUAGAACGUCUAAAUAUAAAACCGCAAAUUUUGAAGGGUUUUUAAUCUUGUCACGAUUCCUACUACUUUUUUCUCUCAAAGUUGUGUCACCUAUCCUACCUACCUAUUAAAGCACCUUCCCGUUAAAUGAAUUUUAGCGCUCUUCGAUGCAUGCGUAUAGAAAUACUUACGUGGUUUAAGAAAAAAUUAAAGCUUUAUUUUUGCAUUUAUAAAAUUUUAAUUGAAGAAAAACACAUAAAUGAAUAAUAAUAAAUAAGAAACAACAAAUCGACAUACGCUUUUUAACGAAACAUUUUGUGUACAGUAAUUGUAAGAGAAAGAAUUUCAGAAUAUUGAUCCCCACCCCAUCCCUGUAAUACGGAAGUAUACUCAUUUUGUUUUUUUCCACGAUGUAUAUAACACCUAAAACGAAGCUUCAGACAUCCUAUAAAGUCAAAAAGUAAAUUUGAUUAACGCGAAAUUCCGAGUUGAUUUAGCCGCGUCCGUCCGCCCGUGCGGUGUGUGUCUUUAACGCUUUUCUGGUUGCAAAAAUGAAGAUAUCGACUUUAAAUGUGUUAGAAACAUUGUAAGUUUCUGCAUGCUGGUGUUGAAAAUGGGCCAAAUUAGUCAGAGCAGAUGUCCGCAGUGCCGCAUAAGCUGAACGCAACUUCGUCGAUCUUAAGAAAAACUUGUGGGUUUUUGCUCGCUACUCGGAAAUUAUUAAAGUUAGAAGGCUGAAACUAUUCACAUUUACACUACAAAAUACUCUAACCUUUACGUCUAAAAAUGGAAACGGCAGGCCAUGUCCACAUAAAGUUACAAUUGUUCAAAUUUUUCACUUUUGGAGAAUUU
Messenger RNA from Glossina fuscipes, 1960 nucleotides. It is a transcript of the gene betaggt-II, whose product is annotated as geranylgeranyl transferase type-2 subunit beta. Gene Ontology annotation, biological process: protein geranylgeranylation. Gene Ontology annotation, cellular component: Rab-protein geranylgeranyltransferase complex. The record is from RefSeq and is a predicted model, not a curated record. The transcript is spliced from 2 exons. Gene Ontology annotation, molecular function: Rab geranylgeranyltransferase activity. The coding region runs from base 131 to 1174 and encodes 347 amino acids. Lineage: Eukaryota; Metazoa; Arthropoda; Insecta; Diptera; Glossinidae.